AAGGAGGCUUUCUCAGUUUCCUUGUCGUUCACUUCUUUUUGGUAAUUGAGUCGGGGACACAUCCACACAAACCCACACGAUACACACGCACACGGUGGGUGCUGAGAUGCAAUUCGGAAGAGAGGGGCUUCGGAUUUGCUCGUGUCACCAGAAUAUUUGCUCGUGUUGUUAUUGUUUCACCAUUGCCUCUACCUCAACGUCUGUGUCGCCUGGAGCUGCAGGCCUCCUUAUUCGUUUUCGACCGAGUUCUCUAGGGUUGGAUUCUGUGAUAACUUUCCCUCGCUCCCGUUCUCGACGCAAAAUUUGAUGAUCCUUUGGUGCGUGGAGCUUGAAAGUUGAAAGGACGGUGGUGGAGCUUUACUCUUACUGAUAAUUGUUAGAGGUGGAUAUCAUCGCUGAAUUAUUCACGUUGAUGAGUAGUUGACAUUGGCUGGCAUUCUUGAUACAUGGAAAGGAAUGGAGGCACGCCGUACUUUAUCCAUUCAAGGAGCUGGUGCAAAGCAUCUUAGUAACCUGGAAGCAUCUGGAGCUAUGUCCUCAUCGUUGCCAGUUCUUCCCAUACCCCUAGAACAGAAAUAUCCAAAAUUACCAGACUCCCAACAAGUUUCAUUGGAAAGGGAACUGACUACAAAUCCCAUGGCUCAACGUGGAUCUUCACUGGUCACCAACAGUGGAGUUGUAGGUCACAUAUUUUCAUCGGACUCUGGAUUCUCCUCAGAUCUCCAGUUCUCUUCUGUUUCACCCCAUGAAAGACAUUCCAGAAAUGCACCAUUCAUUUCUCAGUUGUCAAAUAAUGGAGCAUCUCUGCCUUUAACACCAUCUUCUCAUUCAGGACCAUUCCAAUCUAGGGCACUGAGUCAUUAUUCCAAAGAAAACAGUGAUGUUUCUUGGUGUCCAGAUCCGCUUCAGGGUUUCCUUGAUUAUCCUGAUACUAUCCCCACCCAAAAUUGUCAAAUAGAAAGUGGUGGCAGUGGUGUCAUAGCAUCUGAGGACCAUAUUAAGCGAAGUGAUUGGCAGGAAUGGGCGGAUCAACUUAUCACCGAUGAUGAUACCUUGGCUCCUAACUGGAAUGAGCUUCUUGUUGACAACAAUUCUGUGGAUCCUGAACCAAAGACAGUAUACCAGGUGCCUACACAGUCUUCAAAUUCUUCAGUGCCCCAGCCCCAAGUUCAACAGCAGCUUUCUAUUCCUUCUGGAGAACUUUGCUCAGUUGGUAGUCCCCCUUCCUCUGUCAGUGGUGCCCCAACCAAGCCACGUAUGCGUUGGACACCCGAACUGCAUGAACGUUUUGUAGAAGCUGUUAGUCAGCUUGGUGGCGGUGAAAGAGCUACUCCCAAGGGUGUGCUAAAGCUCAUGAAAGUGGAAGGGUUAACCAUCUACCAUGUGAAAAGCCAUCUGCAGAAGUACAGAACAGCUAGGUAUAGACCAGACUCAUCAGAAGGCACAUCAGAGAAAAAAACAAAUCCGAUCGAGGAAAUGUCUCUAGACUUGAAAACGGGUAUUGAGAUUACUGAGGCAUUGCGACUACAAAUGGAAGUUCAGAAGCGAUUGCAUGAACAACUUGAGAUCCAAAGAAAUCUACAGCUGCGUAUAGAAGAACAAGGCAGGUAUCUACAGAUGAUGUUUGAGAAGCAAUAUAAAACCAGCAGUGAGAAGCUCAAGGUCUCUUCACCCACUUCGGGUGAUCCUGCUGCAUCCUCAUCAGAUGCCAUGUUGCAUUCCCCUGCCAAAAAUGAAGCAGAAACCUCAGAAAACAAUUGUGCCAAAACAGCAAUUGAUGCCAGUGCAACCUUGAAUGAGAGUUCCCAGAAGUCAGGUGGGAAACAAGAGACACCUGAAACCAGAACCACUGAAGGUCUGGAUCCAGCUGCUGUUGACCAGUCUAGUUCCACUUCCCACCCACAAAGCAUGCAAGAGUGAAUGACACGAGUAUGUCAUCUGCUGAAUCUCCAUCUGAGUGACAAGCCUAUAUUGUUGACAUUGCUGACUUGCUGUUUGUUAAGGCAUGAUGAGCAUAUCAGGAUCUCUAAAGAGUAAACUGUGCUGAUGGACACUGGGCAUUGGAACUUGAGCUACCAUCGUUUCCAACUUUUGAGUAAGUAGACAUGGGCAAUAGCAUGUGCUUUAUUUUGGUCAAUAAAAGCUAGAACAUUAGUUGUGAUUGAUAUGUUUAUCAACUUCCUGAUUCAUGCUCUUUAUGGUACACUGAGACCUGGUAUUGAAAGACGGAUGCAUUGUAUAUGCACACGAAGAGAAGUAUUACUGUAAGAAAUCCUAUGUCCUCAAAAUGUUACAAGCUUGUAGUAAUCUAGUGGGGGGAUAUGAUUUUAUUACUAAAGCUAAUCCAUGACCACUAGUGUCUACAGAGUUGUUUCCUUUCAGCACUUAAAGGCAAUAACCUUUUGUUUUGUCUUUAGUCUAUUUUAUGUAGGAAUAACCUGCUAUGAAGCAUGAGAAGUGGGAUACACCUUUCAGCUCUCUUUACUCCAA
Molecule: messenger RNA, 2490 nt
Organism: Macadamia integrifolia
Lineage: Eukaryota; Viridiplantae; Streptophyta; Magnoliopsida; Proteales; Proteaceae
Product: protein PHOSPHATE STARVATION RESPONSE 1-like
Exons: 8
Coding region: 457-1920 (487 amino acids)
Molecular function (GO): DNA binding; DNA-binding transcription factor activity
Source: RefSeq, a predicted model, not a curated record